AUGUGUGCGCCGGUCUCCACGGGAGACACACAGUCUCGUGUCGAGCUACGUGAAGUCGGCGCUCGUGUCGUGUCGGGAGUGCGAGUGCGAGUGAUUGGCGGCCUUCCAAAAGCUGCCAGUCGAGAAGAGGCGUGUCGCUGUCCAUGCAUGAAUCGAUGCCGUCUCGUCGUCGUCGUCGUUGCACCAGCAGCAGCAGUAGCAGCAGCAGCAGCAGUAACUGCACCUGAAUCGAUCCGAUGUGCUGAGUUCCAUCCACCACCACCAUAA
Molecule: messenger RNA, 267 nt
Organism: Necator americanus (New World hookworm)
Lineage: Eukaryota; Metazoa; Nematoda; Chromadorea; Rhabditida; Ancylostomatidae
Exons: 1
Coding region: 1-267 (88 amino acids)
Source: RefSeq, a predicted model, not a curated record